Messenger RNA from Drosophila biarmipes, 534 nucleotides. It is a transcript of the gene Obp47a, whose product is annotated as general odorant-binding protein 56a. Lineage: Eukaryota; Metazoa; Arthropoda; Insecta; Diptera; Drosophilidae. Bases 8 to 502 code for a protein of 164 amino acids. Gene Ontology annotation, molecular function: odorant binding. The record is from RefSeq and is a predicted model, not a curated record. The transcript has 2 exons. Gene Ontology annotation, biological process: sensory perception of smell.
UUACAAAAUGAAUCGAGGUCUAGUGCUGCUGGUAGUACUUGAAGUGCUUGCCUUGACUGAGUCCCGCUUUGCCAAGAUAAAUAUUAACCUGGGCUUGACUGUGGCCGAUGAAUCACCCAAGCCGCUCACCGAGGACAUGAUCCGCCUUUGCGGCGAUCAAACAGAUGUGUCUCUCAGGGACCUGCAUAAGUUUCAGCAGGAGGACUUUUCGGAUCCCACGGAGUCGAUUCAGUGCUUCACCCACUGCCUCUAUGAGCAGAUGGGUCUCAUGCACGACGGCGUUUUCGUGGAGCGGGAUUUCUUUGGGCUGCUCUCGGACGCCAGUAAUCCCGAUGUCUGGCCUGAACGCCAGUGCCACAUGAUACGUGGCGGCAACAAGUGCGAGACCGCCUUCAAAAUCCACCUGUGCCGGCAGAUGAUGAAGCAGCAGCCAGAGAUCUCCUUGACUGGCAAGGAUGUGGAGGUCACCACUCCGUCGGAGUCCACCGAGCCAAUGUCCUAGGCCUGGGUUAAUAUUCGGUGGUGGUAUGCGGG